AUGCGCCAGACGCAACUUCAACGCAAGGUGGAAGAGCCACGCAGGGUGCACAAGCAGGCGUACAUCUACAGCUCAAGCAAGGAAGAAGCCGACUCCAGCGUUGAGGACCAGGACCAGGGCCAGGCCAGCGGCUCUGCCUGCCAAGUCGCCAACACAGAGGUCGAGAGGACGGUCCAGAGUCCUGAAGCUGCAAGAAGCAGUCCUCCGCCUGAGGAGCCCGUCCGCAAGCACAAGGGGAAGGCCAAGGCCAAGAGCAAGGGCAAGGGCAAGGGCAGAAGCAAGCGCGCCCACCUGCUCAAGCCCGCUACAGAACUCGACGCGCUCAUCUGCGCUGGCAAGAUCAUUGUGGACCCCACCAGCAAAGGUGAGGACUCCAAUGUCAAGGACGAUCAAGAGGACUAG
This is a messenger RNA of Pseudozyma flocculosa PF-1, 402 nucleotides long. RefSeq lists its product as uncharacterized. The coding region runs from base 1 to 402 and encodes 133 amino acids. The transcript has a single exon. NCBI's taxonomy places the organism in Eukaryota, Fungi, Basidiomycota, Ustilaginomycetes, Ustilaginales, Ustilaginaceae. The record is from RefSeq and is a predicted model, not a curated record.